This is a messenger RNA of Letharia lupina, 1470 nucleotides long. RefSeq lists its product as uncharacterized. NCBI's taxonomy places the organism in Eukaryota, Fungi, Ascomycota, Lecanoromycetes, Lecanorales, Parmeliaceae. The transcript has 8 exons. The record is from RefSeq and is a predicted model, not a curated record. Bases 1 to 1470 code for a protein of 489 amino acids.
AUGCUUUCAAAGAUCUUGAUUAUUGCAUUCGCGCAGUCAGCAUACUUUGCAGCUGCGGCACCAGCUGCCAACCUUCCUACAAACUUCGAUCCCGAACAAUUCAGUAUCCAGCCAGACAAUGGCGGUGGACCUCAAGACGAUUGUGGUAAUGGCCCUAUUACGCUUGAUGUCAACACAUGGAACAGUCAUAAUAUGGAUGCCCUCGUUCAACAGUUCUGGGACUCGGGUAUCAGCAACAGCAACUUCGACUUCCAUCAGGCCUUCGCAUCCAACUACACGGAUGAUUUAAGCUGUCCAGACAGCUUCAAUAACUGCGUCGGUGACCCCUCAGCAUGUAACGCUUUGUCUGGUUCGAGCUACGCCAAGGAGCAAGGAUGGCUUGGUAUUAAAUCUAUUCUCAACGUCCAAGCUUUCUUCUUGCAGAUCGAGAAGGUUGUUUCGAACGCUGCAGAUGGCAUCACUGGAGCCCUUUUUGAUUUUCAGACUAAAUUCAAUCCUCCAGAUCCACCAAAGAGUUUAUCAUGGGUAAGGACAGCUCUCUCGGUCACUGCAUCCGUGAUUGGGGUCGGUCUUUCAUCUAUCUCUGCCAUUGCCGAUAGCAACCUGAGUGCUGUGGCCGCAGCAGCUUAUGCGGCAGCAGCUAGCAAUUCUGUGACCCUUGUCAACAACGAGGCAAUUACCGACGGUACUAUCAAUGCUUCAGAUAUCACCCAGGUCUCUGACCAAUGGAACAACUACAAGACGGCUCUGCUCUCCCAGAUUGAUAAUGCCCACAGCGCUACAUUUUCCAAUGGACAAUACAACGGGCACGCUGGCGCUCGGAUAAUCGACUAUAUGUCCGGCGGUGACUUCGCUGGCUCUUCUCUCGUCUCGGCCUACGAAAGCGGCGAAGGAAACGUGCAGACUCUCAUCGAAAGCCUGAUGGCCAGCAAGCUUCUUGAGGCAACCUGGAUCGCGCAAGGAGCAUUCAUCAUCUUCAUUCCCAACGUGACGAACGUUUGCUCGAAGUGGAAGACGAACGCAGGUGACAAUGGGGAGAGGAGACUGUGUGCGCCCGAAGGCAUGUAUCUUUUGAACAGAUACGACGCUACCAGUGGCGUCGGGAUAGCAACUGGAAUGGACCCUGCUACUGUGGCAUCAUGGGCCGGCUACAACAUUGAUAUCCAUGACCUCAUCCAGAGCAGUGCGUCAAUCUACCAGAAUCAUGGCCUCGGUGCUAGUGCAAAUAUGUACGACUUUGUCGACUUUAUCAAAAGUUAUCAAAGCGACCCAGGGGCCGUCUUUCAGCAACAGGGCAUGUUCACGGUACCUGUAUGUCAGCUUCAGUCUUACGAUUGGAAACAGUCGGAUAAUAUGGGUCUUACAACGCCGCCGUGUGAUUGCUUGACCGCGACUGACAAAUGGGGCAAUAAAUUCAUGGAUGCGACAUCAACGGAUAUUCAGAAUUGGAUCAACUCGAAGUGUCCCUGA